AUGGGAAAUAAUAAUAGAAUAAUACUAUUAUUACUGUUAAUAACAGCUUUAAUAUCUUUUAACAAUGUAUUGGCGCAACAACAACAACAACAACAACAACCACCUCCACCUCAACAACAACAACAAGCAGUGACACCAACACAAAUGGAACAGCCACAGCCACCUCCUAAUAUGUUUGAAUUGUUAGGUAACAACAUGGAUGAGUACGUCAGCAAGGGUGUUUGGAUGUUGCUGUUCUAUGCACCAUGGUGUCCACACACUCAAAAGUUCCUUCCAGUCUACAAUGAGUUGGCUGUCAUCCUCAAGGAUCAUGUCCAAUUUGCCAAACUCGACUGUAUUCUCGAUCCAUCACAUCUUAAACGUUUCGGUGUUGUCUCAUAUCCAACUAUCAAACUGUUGUUCGAUGGUAACUUGUAUGAGUUCUAUGGUGAUAGGACUGUUGACUCUAUGCUUAAAUUCUUAGAGAAGGGAUUCCUUAGUAUCCAAGCUCAACCAUACCCAUUCAACCCAAAGCCAGUUGACACUCCACCACAGCAGCAACAGCAACAACAGCAGCAGCAACAACAACAACAGCAGCAGCAGCAACAACAACAACAACAACAACAGCAACAACAGCAGCAACAACAAAGAAGAACACCACCAACUGAGAAACAACAGCCUCCACAAAGACCACCUCCACCUCAACCACAACAACAGCAACAGCAACAACAAGUACACGAUCAAAGGGUUGAGGAGAGAAGUUGGAUGGGAAGCAUAAUGGAUUCCAAACUGGCAUACUUUGUCAUGGGUGGAGCAUUCACAAUGGGCGCAAAGACUGCCAGGAAGAGAUACUACAGAAAGAAGUUUACAAAGAUAGCCUAA
This is a messenger RNA of Acytostelium subglobosum LB1, 861 nucleotides long. RefSeq lists its product as hypothetical. Gene Ontology annotation, molecular function: protein disulfide isomerase activity. Gene Ontology annotation, biological process: protein folding. NCBI's taxonomy places the organism in Eukaryota, Evosea, Eumycetozoa, Acytosteliales, Acytosteliaceae. Gene Ontology annotation, cellular component: endoplasmic reticulum. Bases 1 to 861 code for a protein of 286 amino acids. The transcript has 3 exons. The record is from RefSeq and is a predicted model, not a curated record.